Anguilla rostrata (American eel) is the source of this 2322-nucleotide messenger RNA. RefSeq names its product adaptor related protein complex 5 subunit mu 1 (gene ap5m1). The transcript has 9 exons. Lineage: Eukaryota; Metazoa; Chordata; Actinopteri; Anguilliformes; Anguillidae. Gene Ontology annotation, biological process: endosomal transport. The record is from RefSeq and is a predicted model, not a curated record. Bases 329 to 1804 code for a protein of 491 amino acids. Gene Ontology annotation, cellular component: cytosol; AP-type membrane coat adaptor complex; late endosome.
AAUGGGCAGAUGAAAAUUUGGUCAAAAUGCGUUGAUUCAUUCGGCUUUAUUUUUCCUUUUAAACGAGACAUUCGUGUAAUUCGCAAUUACUUAUCAAACCGUUGAAUGACUUUAACGCUGAUUCUUCGGAGACUAACUUUUCUUGUAACACGGAAUAUAUUUUGAAAAGUUACUAGUCAUAUAAGUGUAGAUUGGAAACUGAUUUUUGUUACUUAUGGCGUGAAUUUAGAACGAAAGUAAGCCAGGUGUAGAAACAGCAUAAGCAGCUGACGGUAUAUUCGCACAUAUUGGUAGUUGUUCGCUACACUGCGAAUUUAAGGAAGUGGAAAUGAGCAUCCGUGCAUUGUGGAUAAUCACUCACGAGAAGGGGCAAUCUGGAACUGUGCGCUUUUCAAAGCGGUAUCCCACAGUAGAGCGGCGUGCCAAGUGUCUGGCAGGACGGCAGUAUGUGGCUGUUCCAGAGGACUGUGGCAUCCUCCACCCCCUCCUGACGGAGCUGGGGCUAACUGAUCCUGAUAAGCCCUUUGUUGUGUCACGGGACGAUUGCGCCCGGCCCCAGCGCUCCCCAGCCCUGCAGCUGCACCUGGAGGCCCGGGACGGGGGGGCCCUGUGGCCCGUGCUGGCUAUUGUUCAGGGAGGGCUGAUCCUGGCCUGUCUGCCCUUGGUGGAGGCUCCCCCCGAACCUCGACCCCCCCUGCCCAGCCUGGCCUCCGUAUCCCAGGGCCUCUCCUUGCUGACGGGCCUGCAGAGCUUCCUGUGCGGAGCUGGGGGUAAGCCGGAGGGGGACGCCCUGGCGUCCCGCCUGGCCCUAUUGCCCUCGGUUCUCCUCCAGGUCUGUCCCCUGGGUACCCCCCUGGACACACCCCAAGCGGGUGCGUGGCCCGCUACCGCUGCACCCGCCCCGGCGGGGACCCAGAAGCAGCCCGCUUGGAAAGCGGGACUCCACCGGGGUAGGGUGGUGGUGAACGUGGCGCUGAGCGAGAUGGUGCGGUCCAUGCAGUACGGCAGCCGCAGUCGGCAGGACCUGUGGGACGUCUACGGCAGCGUCACCUGCAAGUGUGAGGUGGAGGGGGUCCUGCCCAACGUGACGGUCACCCUCUCGCUCCCGCCCAACGGCUCGCCCCUGCAGGACAUCCUGGUCCACCCCUGCGUGACCUCGCUGGACGCCAGCAUCCUGACGGCCACCAGCGUGGACGAGAGCGAUGGCUCCACCUACUCCGGGCCCUACAAAUUCCCCUUCUCCCCCCCGCUGGAGCCCUUUCGCCUCUGCAGCUACACGUCUCAGGUGCCGGUCCCGCCCAUCCUGGGGUCCUAUCAGCUGAAGGAGGAGGAGGGGCAGCAGCUCAGAGUGACAGUGAGCCUGAAGCUGCACGAGAGCGUGAGGAACAGCUUCGAGUACUGCGAGGCACACCUGCCCUUCUUCAACAGGGGUCAGCUGGGCAACGUGGAUGUGAAGGUGAGCUCAGGGCAGCUGGAGGUGUCCAGGGAGAAGGGCCUGCUGGUUUGGGUGCUAGGACAGAAGUUCCCCCGGUCUCGGGAGGUGUCCCUGGGGGGGACUGUGAGUUUCUCCGGCCAGUCUUCAGGACCAACCGAUCCUCUGUGCACAGGGCUGACGGCCUACAUCAAACUGUACUUCCGGGUUCCGGACCUGACCCUGUCCGGAUGCAGUGUGGACCAGCACUCCGUGCAGGUCUACUCCACGGCAAAGGCUCGCAACACCACCUCUCGUGAGCUGGUGUCUGCCGAGUAUUACAUCUGGAACUCCACUGGCGAUGCCCCCGUUUCCUCAGGAACGAUGCUGUAGCGCACCUCUGGGGAUGCAGAGAAGGGACGCACCUUCCUGUUGUAGGACAGACCAAAGACACCGGGAAAGCUGGAACCCCAUAUGCCAACACAUACCAGUGGACGGUUUACUCUGGCUGUGAUGGCGCCUGGUCUUUCUGCGACCGCCAAAGACCUACUCCCUUCGGCUUAGUGUCUGGUGAUGAAUUUGGUAAUGCAAGAGAAAGUGAAGAAAAUCUAACGGAAUUUCCUGACUGUAAAUCAGUAUUCUCCGUGUUCCAAGAACAUAGGCAUGAACACUGCUUACAGUAGGGGCUGAUUUUGUCUUCAGCAGAGCCACUGAAUUGCUUUAGUUUUCAUUUUAAAUGGGAAAUAGUUUCAGUGCAACGCUUCCUGUUCAGUCCAAUUCAGUGUCUGGAAUCAAAAUGGGAAAAUAAUAGGCAAAUGAAGAGCCUGUUUAUGCAUACCACGUUUUCCUUAAUUGCAAAUCAGCAUGGAAUUCAAGUCUGCGCCUUUCUAAUAAAGUGACAUUAAAAAGUU